Messenger RNA from Trichosporon asahii var. asahii CBS 2479, 687 nucleotides. RefSeq lists its product as uncharacterized. The coding region runs from base 1 to 687 and encodes 228 amino acids. Lineage: Eukaryota; Fungi; Basidiomycota; Tremellomycetes; Trichosporonales; Trichosporonaceae. The transcript is spliced from 2 exons. The record is from RefSeq and is a predicted model, not a curated record.
AUGAUCUCUACUGCCACCAGCAACAGCUACACCAAGGUUUCGGGCUCCGGGGCUUCCCGCCCCACCUCUGGCGCUGCGCGCCGCACGCCGUCUCCCUCGCGGAUCGUGACCGACUUCGACGCUGCGCGCAAGCGGGUCCCGCCUCCCGUUCCUCCUCCUCCCUACAGCGCUGUCGUGCGCGCCAGCGAGCGCUCGCUCAGUGAUGAGGAGUCGAUCGCCUCCUCUCCCCCUUCCAGCUUCUGGGGCUCGCCGACCAGCACCCACUCAACGCUCUACGAGGACGACUACCCCCAGACGCCCUACAGCGCUCAGCUGUUCGGUACCCCGGCUUCGCCAUCCAAGCGUCCUCUCCCUGCGCUGCCCUCCCCUUCCAGCCCUUCUCUCUCGGCUGCACUCUCGGCCUCGCCUCCGGCCUCGCAGCCCAUCAGCCGCAACCCCAGCCACCGCCGCCCGAGCCGUACCCUCAAGCCCCCCACGCGCAAUGACAUCUGCGACGCUCUCAGGCUCCAGUUUGCCAUCGAGGCGAGCCUCAAGCCCAGCAUGUACGCUACGUGGUUCGGCCACAAGGCCCAGUUCCCUUGUGGUUGUGCCCCCUGCUCCUGCGCCGAGGGCAACAACGCUCACCCCCGCCACCUCCCCUGUCCCCUCCAGCCCGGUAUGCCUAUCGAGCGCAACUGCGGCGCCUAA